Juglans regia (Persian walnut) is the source of this 1604-nucleotide messenger RNA. RefSeq names its product protein LIGHT-DEPENDENT SHORT HYPOCOTYLS 4-like. The transcript has a single exon. The record is from RefSeq and is a predicted model, not a curated record. Gene Ontology annotation, biological process: mRNA transcription; response to light stimulus. NCBI's taxonomy places the organism in Eukaryota, Viridiplantae, Streptophyta, Magnoliopsida, Fagales, Juglandaceae. Bases 650 to 1234 code for a protein of 194 amino acids. Gene Ontology annotation, cellular component: nucleus.
AUUUUUCAGAAACCAAGUUAAAGAAAAGGCACCCAACAACGAUCAUAAGCCUUUCAAGGUUUGAUCAAAGAAAAGAUUCAAAGAACCUCAAGGCAAACAAAGAUUAAAAAAUACAUAAAAGGAAAUUAAAACAUUAAAAAACCAGGGUGUAGCCCUACUUUUAUUUUCUCCACCCUAUAUAUCAAUCCCGUCAUCAUGAUCUUCCCCUACACCGAAAUCUCUCUCUCUCUCUCUCUCUGUGCUGGCCUCCUGUCUCUCUUUCCCUCUCCCACAACAGGAUUUAAAUCUAGUACUCCAGCUGAAAUUUACUAGUGAUCAAAGUUGUUUUCGAUGUUCCGUUUCUUCGACAACGGUGAUCCCCAAAACUUGUUUAGUUUCAAUAUUAUCCCAGAUCUUAGAUCUUGAGCAUCCAUUAACGCACAUCAUCUCAUCAACUCCAUCAUCUCCUUGUAAAAAAAAAAAAACUCCAUCGUCUCCUUAUGCUUUAUCUUACUCUUUCUAUUUUUAGUUCUUUCCCAAUUAGUACCUGUUUGGGCCUAGAAACCUACUCUCACAAGCCGAAAAAACCCUUGAACCAGAACUUUAAUUAGAAAAAACAAAACCGAAUCGCACUUCACUUCAAGAUCCAAGAAAACAGAAAAACUUCGACAUGGAUUCACUUCACGAAUUUGACACCUCAAACACAGAUCAUGACGGCCCGAGCAUCGACUUCAGCACAAAUACCAUCAUCACAAACCCAACUACCUUACCUAACCCCGUACCACCAUCUUCGUCAUCCUCCACUCUAAGCCGCUAUGAGAACCAGAAGCGCCGGGACUGGAAUACCUUCGGCCAGUACCUCCGGAACCACCGCCCUCCGCUAUCUCUCUCUCGCUGCAGCGGUGCUCAUGUGCUUGAAUUCCUCAGGUACUUGGACCAGUUCGGCAAGACCAAGGUCCACACUCAGCUCUGUCCCUUCUUUGGGCACCCAAACCCACCUGCGCCGUGCCCUUGCCCACUACGCCAAGCCUGGGGGUCCCUUGACGCCCUCAUCGGCCGCCUCCGGGCGGCCUUUGAAGAGCACGGGGGAAAGCCCGAGGCGAACCCAUUCGGAGCUCGAGCGGUGAGGCUCUAUCUACGUGAGGUUCGUGAUUCGCAAUCCAAGGCAAGGGGGGUUAGCUACGAGAAGAAGAAGCGCAAGCGCCCGCCGCAGCCGCCAGCUGCAUUGCCACCGCCUCCGAAUACGAGUCAGUAAGAUAAAAUCAUUCUGCAUGAGACCAUAUUGGGUGGGAAAUCGCAUGAUCUCAUGGUAGAGUUCGAGCGCUAGCUCUUACUUUGCUCUAGCCUUCAAUAAGUAUUUCUAAUCUUUCAUUACAUGAUCGUCUCUAUGUAGUUCGAGUUUCUUUAUGUCGUUUCAGAAACUAUGCUUAAUGGUGGGUAUUGAACUGUUGGGUCUUCUUUGGUUCCGUAAUGCAAACAGCAGCAGCAGUAGUAGUAAUCGCGGUAGCAGCAGAAGUCAAGCAUGUAAUAGGUGUAGUUUAAUAUCCAAUUUGUCAUAGAUGUGUACUUUGAAAGGUCGUCUAUGACAAGUAAUAAUAGAUUUGCAGAUAUUGUUUAUGCUUUUU